UGAUUUUAAGUGUUCUAUGGGUAUUAUCUCUGGUAUAGGCGUGAUAUUAUAGGUUAACUUACUUCAUUUCCAUAAUGAUCAACAAGGGAUGUUUUGGGAUCAUUUAAAUUCAGAGAUUUAUUACUACACAAAAUGUCAAUACACUGGAUAAACAUCACUCCCAGGCUGCAACAGGGUGUAGCUUUAAUCAAUUCCUUAAACCAAAGUAGAUUUACUCUUCUUAUAAAACGUAUCAUCCAGUCGGAAAACGAAAUUUUUACAGAGGCUGAAUUGACGAAGCUUUCAGAAUCAUUAAAACUGGAUAGUGCAAACUUACAAUUGUUGCUGCAGAGUAUUGUUCACAUUUUCAAACAAUCUCUGAAAAUAAUCCUGAAACCCACAGCUUUACAAGAACAGUUAAUUGAAAAACUCAAGUUCACUGAAGAGAAGGCGGAUGAUUUUGUGAGGUUAUGGACAGAAGAAACAAAGAGAAAUUUUGAUGUGGAAAAUUCUAAGAAUUUAGAUAACGUUUCGUGGGAGCUGAAUGUCGAAAGUGCUUGUUCUUUUUAUAAUAAGGAACAACAUAUUAACGCCAGGUUGCAAAUGAGUCUGUUAAGUGUGGAUGGUGAAGACAAGGAACAUGUGACAUUGGAGUUGGAUGAAAAUGAAUUAGAAAAUUUGUAUGCCACAUUAGAGAAAAUUCAAAAUAAGUUGGAUAGCAUUUAACAUGUAUUUUAUUAAUCCAGCUAUCCAUAUAAGGAUAGAGGAAUUUUGUUGUAUGGUCAUACUACUGCCUAUAAUGUGUAUAAUAUUAAAUAGUUUACACCACAUGAAA
Molecule: messenger RNA, 814 nt
Organism: Zophobas morio
Lineage: Eukaryota; Metazoa; Arthropoda; Insecta; Coleoptera; Tenebrionidae
Exons: 2
Coding region: 133-705 (190 amino acids)
Source: RefSeq, a predicted model, not a curated record